CAGCACUAGUCUCCCGUGUCCUCGGUGGAGCUACAGGCGCCCGUCCCAGUACGAUCACUGCGUCGUCACUGUCGUCACCUUGUCUCCGGAGCAUCGUGAUGGCCUACCGCACCGCGCUUCUGCUGCUGCUGGUGGCAGCGGUCACCCUCGCCCAGGAGCCCAGCUACAGAAGUGGCUACUUCCAGUACGCCAACGUCAAGGGGCCCACAGAGUACGCCUACGGGUACCGCCGCGGCAGCCCGCACCACCACCGGGCGCACCACCAGAGGAAUAAGGACCACACGUUCCAGGCCAAGGUAACCUGGGGCGACUACAGCGGAGGUCAGGGCGAGCACUACUUCGAAUACAACCACGGUCCCAAGAAAACCGCCCACGAAAAGUCGCGGGAACAGGCGCCUCGCGCCUACGACCCUCGGCCCUACACGUCCAAGCAUCUGUCAUACUAGGCCUGCGGACCUGAAAAUUGUCCGUAUUCAUCGAUGCUUGACACUGCCAGACCGUCUUUCGUGUGUAUUUUAAGUUUUCGUGCUUAUUAAGCCAGAAUGUCAUCACGAGGCUACAUGGCACAUGCAACAGCGCCGCGUUGUCAAUGGACUCCACAUUACGUAACAGAAUGUCAGGGAUUGCCAGCGAAUGUUCUCAGUUCUUUCGACUCAAUUAAAAGCGGAUACAUGUUUUAAUUAUUCAUUGCCACUUCGAAAUUCUUCUGUUACUUUGUUGUUGUUUAGAGGGUCUAAAAAGCGAUUUAGUUUUACCGCCGUUUGAAUAUGUUAUUACUGCGCUGUUUUUUUUCUUCAAAUUGUUACGUUUUGUCUGGUUGGUUAGUGUGCGUUAUUGUUGCGAUUCAUGCUAAGGUGAUAAUCAAAAUAACAUUAGGAAAUAUUGUCAUCGUGAUUAUAAUAAUGCAUAUGAAUUAAUACAGAUGCCUUUAAUACAAAGGACGCUAUAAACUUUUUAGAUGCGGGCCAGGUAAAACAUGCAAAAAGUUCACGGAUCAUAUGUUUUGAACGAUCGCAAUUCAUACCAAUCCAAUGGUAUGCGAGACGGACAGAUGAAUCGAACAUAACUAGACGGUACUUAUCAACGAUUCAAACGACCUACGAGGCCAUUAUCAAUUAAUCACUAACGGACCGCUACCAACGCUGUUUAGGGGCGGAAGCAUGUAACAUGUAACCAGGUGUUCGAUGGCCGACCCUGCACUGUCAGAUAGAGGCGGUCUGUGCAAUGUGCGGUACUUGUGUAGCCGUCAGCGGCGGUAGAUCGUCCGCACCAACGCGCCCCAGCGCGGCGUUACGAGCAUGCCGCACGCUGCACACCUAGGGGAAUUGGGGUAUGGGCGAGGGC
Amphibalanus amphitrite is the source of this 1344-nucleotide messenger RNA. RefSeq lists its product as uncharacterized. The record is from RefSeq and is a predicted model, not a curated record. Lineage: Eukaryota; Metazoa; Arthropoda; Thecostraca; Balanomorpha; Balanidae. The coding region runs from base 99 to 446 and encodes 115 amino acids. The transcript has 3 exons.